AUGUGCUCGCUGGAGACACUGCUGUGCUCACCGGCGGACCUCAUCGCCGAGUGCCCCGUCAUCGGCCCCAGCGAUGUGCGUCUGGUGGCCGCCAAUUUCGAGGCCAUCCUGAAUAAGUGUCUUUACUGUGUCCGCCUUAAGUUGCCAACCCCAUUAAGGGUGCUGCUCACCAUCAUUGGUGACGCCGGUGAGCUUCAGGCGAAUAAAGUGUGCUUGGCUCUGCUGCAGCCCACUGAGGAGGGCACGUGUGUGGAUGUCUUCUGCGACUUGGCGGCACAGCUGCUGGGGCGUCGAGCCGCAGUCCUUCGCCUGCAGUUCGACGUCGAGGUGCUCUUCCAGGUUAUGCAGCUUUUUUGCUGCGCCGCGUCACUCAAGGACCGGCUCGGUGCACGCCUUGGCGAGGUGCUGCUCGGCUUUAUGAGGGACACUGACAUGCAUGCCGACGACUACCGCGUGCCACGCAACUGCUGCGGCGCCCUCAUCUCUCUUCUGCGCGGAUCGCGGGAGAACAAAAAUCGCUUUGGCCCGGAGUGCGCCACGAUCGCCGCCUGCCUCGACGCCUCCAGUGACUUUUUCUUUCAGAUGCAGUGCGUCGAGGUGCUCUACCGGCUGUACAAGCACCGGAGCUCAUUCCUCACCCAGGCGGCAACACCAGCUGCGCUCACAUCAGUAUCCUCGGCGCCGGCCAACGAGAGGACGGCGAGUGUGGCCCUCCAUUCAUAUCUUCUCCGAGGCAUUGAGGGGCUGCCCAACGACAGCACACUUCUGCACUGCAUUCAUCAGCUGCUGGACAACUACAACAGUGAUGUGCACCCAGACAAGAUCAGACCGUUUGCGGUGCUGCAUAUUGACGUAGCGGGCGUGACGGUGGCACGCGCGACAACGCUGUACUUCUCGCCGCUGUUGUUAGUCGCUCGGCUUCCCGACAACAGUAGCAGCAGCAGCGGGGGCAACUACCUCACAAUCCCCUUCGAGCACGUCCGCUCCGUCAAGCUGACGAAGGACCACAAGCUCGAGCUGCGCCUCUAUGUCAUUCCAGCAAAACUGUCGCAUGUGAUGAGCGUCACCCAGGACGGGAUGGACAAGCUUCAUGUUUCGAUGACCCGUGCCACAAUGCGCGAGCUGCGCACUUCUGUCGUGCAUCAGUGGGUAGCGGAGCGGAAGCGCACGGCGCCGCGCCGCGUGGUGGCGCCGGUACCCACUGAUGCACGCCAGAGGGAGGCGGCAAGAGCAGUUCACACCUUACCCGCCCCCUCUUCAACCCCACCCACACCGCCGUCGUCGUCCCAGACCAGCAGCCGUAUAGGGUCCACCAUGCGUCCGCCGCUGACAGCGACCAUUACGGAGCGGCCGGUGAACACGCUUCAGGGCGGCGACAUGGAGAAUCAGCAGCAGCCCCCUGCGUGUGGCAAGUUGCAGCCCCCGCAGUGCUGUGAGGCGGUCCAGCAGCGGCAGGCUCAGCACGAGCUGGGCGGUCCAGCACGCAUGAGCCGCAGCAGUGACUACGCCGCCGCGGACGAGGAGGCAGGGGAGCAGUGCAAGCGUUCGUGCCUGGCAGAGGUGCACCAUGCUGCCUCGGUCAAGGCGAUGCGGUACCGGGAGGAGCAGCACGAGGCGCUCCAACACGCCGUGGACUCGGCGAAAGAAGCGUUGGAGGAGCUGCAUCGCUGGAGCGCGCGAGAGCGUGACCAGUACGAGGCGCGCUUCCGCGAAGACAUGGAAGUGAUUCGACGGUCGGAAGCAGUGCUGAAGGAAAGCGCCACGGACUGUGUGCAGGCGUUGAACACUGAACUGGAGGAUGUGCAGGCGCUCGGUGCUCUUCUCAAGGGCGAGGUGGAGAAGCUGCGAGAGCGACUCGCCAAGUCGCUUGGGAAGUCAGAGGGCAUCGAAGAGGCUCUCCUGGCGCGAAUCAAACAGACCGUCGAUGCCCAGAUGCGCAGCAUGGAGGAGACGAUGCUCUCGGUGGGCUUGUCAGCCUCCUCCCCCGCCGGUGUCGGUAGCGGUGCGAUUGGCGCCGUCUCACAGUACAUCACAGAACACAUGCAGGCCAUCAGCAGUGGCGCGGUGGUGGUGGGCACUGCUGGUGCUCGUCCGAGUACUGCCGCGGCAGGGAGUGCUGUCAGAUCCGCUGGGAGAGGCACCCGUAACGGACGAGCUGAGAAAGUGCAGCAUCCACAGCAGCCGCAGCCACUAAAGGAGCGUCGCCUAGACUUCUCCUGA
This is a messenger RNA of Leishmania braziliensis MHOM/BR/75/M2904, 2220 nucleotides long. RefSeq lists its product as hypothetical. The record is from RefSeq and is a predicted model, not a curated record. Lineage: Eukaryota; Euglenozoa; Kinetoplastea; Trypanosomatida; Trypanosomatidae. The transcript has a single exon. The coding region runs from base 1 to 2220 and encodes 739 amino acids.